This is a messenger RNA of Besnoitia besnoiti, 1278 nucleotides long. RefSeq lists its product as uncharacterized. Bases 1 to 1278 code for a protein of 425 amino acids. The record is from RefSeq and is a predicted model, not a curated record. NCBI's taxonomy places the organism in Eukaryota, Apicomplexa, Conoidasida, Eucoccidiorida, Sarcocystidae. The transcript is spliced from 3 exons.
AUGGCUCUGUGCGGCGACUUGGUGGCCUGCAGCGGCCUGCAGAGGUUCAGUUCCAAGCUGCUCCACCCUCUCCCGCGGCGUGCCGCGCGCCGCCCGUCCAUCUCGUGCCCGCGCCUGCCUCCUGCGGCAGCGCCCCGUUGCGCGCGCAUGCAAAGCAGCUGCGGCGAGGACGCGCAGUCACCCGCGCCUGCUCACCGGGGGCAGGGGCAGCUUCACCGUUCGUCUUUUUCUGCGUGUCCUGAGCCGAGGCCGGAGGCUGCGGCGGCCUUCAGCGACGUUUUUUGCGGCCACCGACUGAGCGUCCGCGUUGCUCACCACCGCGCCCGCGCGGGCGGACGGCCUGUCUGCGUGGAGGCCGCGUCAUCCACAGCUGCCCGUGCGCGCGCCGGAGUCGGUGUAUGUACACCUGGUCGGAUCCUUCGUGGGCUUCUGCUCUCCCCUCCCGGCCUGCCGCCUGCCUCAAAGCGCGUCUUGGGGUGCAGCGUGCACACCGCCUGUGAGGGCCCGAGAUCGAUCGCGACCCUGCAAGGCGCUUCACCGGCGGGAACGCAAGCGGGCGGAAGCGCCGCUGGCGGCGAAGAGGUGUCCAUGCACGCGCGCGCAGCCACCGAAGGCCCCAGCGCCUCCACGCGGAUCUGCGAGCACAAGAAAGCCGGAGGGGCUGCAGGGGGCGGCGCCGGCCUUUCAGCGCUCGUGCCCAUGGGGCUCGCCGGCUUCGGCCUCGGGUGGGUCGCCCAGAGCGUGUGGGAGGACGCCCGAUGCGAAUUCACACCCGAGACGGUCAUGCGAGUUCGGUGCACGCAGACGCGCGGCGACAGCGGCGAGAACGCCACGGAAGACACAGCCAAGGCCGAGUUCGAAGCGUGGACGUCCUUCACGUCGGGGCAGAAGGGAUUCCUGUCGUCACGACUCUACGCGCAGCCCGAUACAAGGAGGGUGGCGGAAGGCGACUCUGGAAAGAAUGGCGGCGGCGCCAUGAAGUUUCUCAUUCUGGAACGGUGGGCGACGGCUGCUGAUCAGAAGGCCGCCGCGGAGGCUGCGGCGAGGGUGAAGGCUGAGCUGAGUCAAGGAGGUGGAGCGGCGGGGAAAGGCCCGCGGGAGUCCGAGAAGCACGAGGCUCCAAAGGAGACUGCGCAGCAAGCGGCGACAGAGGAAAUCCAAGAGUGUAUGUGGAGCGCCCUCGCGGGCCAGGUUUACUUUUUUGACUCUCGUCAGACUGCCCCGUUGUGGCGCGCCGUCGCCCCGCAGUCGGGCGAGCCCCCACAAAAGGCUGCAUAA